Molecule: messenger RNA, 765 nt
Organism: Protopolystoma xenopodis
Lineage: Eukaryota; Metazoa; Platyhelminthes; Monogenea; Polystomatidea; Polystomatidae
Source: the annotation of a GenBank genome assembly
AUGCACGAGGUGGCCGCGGCAACAGCCGCCCUUGUUAAGUUGGCCAAGUCAAACGCCAUGCUCCUCGACCAGGAAGCUGCUAGUUUUAUGUCAGCUGUAGCGGCUGUCGAUGCUGGGGAUAUUGGCUCCAAGUCGAUCCCUCAACAACACGUAGCUGAAUGGCGUGUUGCUAGUAAGGCUCUGCACACCGGACAGGCUAGACUAAUUAGGUCUGCCACGGUAGCUGGAAUGGCUGCGAGCAAUCUUGUCACAUGUGCCAAGGUCGUUGCCUGCACUAUGCACCAGCCCGCCUCAAUGCAUCAACUUAAGCAAUCUGCUAGACAAGUAGGGAUUGCUGUCCAUGGCCUUACUGAGUCUGUGACUUGCUUGGCAAAUGAUUUUGCAGAUUGCGGAGACCAAGAGUUCUCGGUGCGUCGCUUCCAAAUGGCGGAAGAGUUGACAAAUUCUGGCAUCAAAGUACAUGAAUGCUUGGAUAGGUUGCUGGAACGUCUCGAAGAGGGCUCCCUACAGGCCCGUCAGAACCCAGCAGUCAUCAGCUUGCUUCAGUCAGCCGAACAGCUGCCAACUCAUCUUGGUGACGGAGCAGCCCUUUUGGCACAGGCCGACACCCUUUAUCGAGCUGCUGGCAGCUUAGCCGAAGAUCUUUGCAAACUAGAAGUGGCGCUUGCAUGCGGACUUACUCGCGAGGCCUCGUUAAAUAGAGCGCGUUCCAUAACUGAAGCCAGACAGCUAUUGAACAGGGUGUCACAGGUAAACUUUUCCUAA